Molecule: messenger RNA, 6496 nt
Organism: Bombyx mori (domestic silkworm)
Lineage: Eukaryota; Metazoa; Arthropoda; Insecta; Lepidoptera; Bombycidae
Exons: 11
Coding region: 528-5798 (1756 amino acids)
Biological process (GO): signal transduction
Molecular function (GO): GTPase activator activity
Source: RefSeq, a predicted model, not a curated record
UCAAACCGCGGCGGGGCGCGGUGCCUGUCUCCUGACAGUUCGCGACUAGCGCGUUGCAUCGGUCCUCGUUUCGCUUCUAGUCGUUAUUCUACCGCGAAUAGCAGCGCACACGGCGCAUUCCGCUCUCCUCUCGCAAGCAACGCUUUUGAUAACGUGCUCUAUUUUAAACGAAACGAUAGCCCAUACAAUAACUUGAAAUCCCAGUUGUUUCGAUGUGAAGUUUAUGGUUUACGUAUAGUUACAUUGUCCAACCUCGUGAGAUUCACACUGUGGGUGUUUGCAAACCGGCUCCGUGACCAUAUGAUCCGGGUUGAGUCCGAGCUACUCGACCCUGAUUUUCGAUCACAGCGUUUCGUAACAAUGCAGAUCAUCUGUUAAUGGAUUUGUUUGCUUCUGUUCGCGACACAAGAUGACUCAGUGAAGAGAAAACUCGGAUGUUUGUAGUGCAAUUUCGUGACCUUAAUGUAUUGGAGAUGUGAUUGUUGACAUAGUAUAAAAUAUAUUCUGUGCUGAUUAUAUAAAGUGCGAUGGCUGGUUCUGUUGAAGAGAGUGGUAGUGUCGAGGAGGGUGCACCGGGGGCGACGGUAGAAGGGCGCAGUAAGCGAGGCUUAGGAGGAUCCAUGUCGCUGCGCACUCGCAAACUGGGAAGGCGUCUUUCGCGAAGCAUGUCUAUUGUUGCGCUAAAGUUGCCAGAGAAAGCGCAAAGCAUUACGAGAUCCUCAUCCAAACUGAUGCGAACAACUAGCAGAGACAAAAAAAACAGAUCGUUCGAACUUUCGAUCAUACUUCCAGAUAAAACACAAAAACAGGUAACAGUGUGCGGUCACAGUACUGUUGCUGAAGUUGUAUGCGAGCCAUUACAAGAUGCGGGAACGGUGGUGGCUGGCAUUCCCACUGGACCUUUAUCAGUACCGCUUGCAGUUCCUCUCGGAGGACCUCUACCUCUUCCCGAGACGACACCCCCUUCAGCACCUCCAGCCGCUUUGCUAUUCCUUGGUGGCUCCAAAGCACCCGUGGAUCCAAGAGCUUCUGCUACGGUGCUCGAAGGUGAAGUUUUGGUAGCGGAAUAUCAGCCCCCGCAAUGGGACGGUCGAGACCUUGAAGUUUUUUUGGCAUGGGAGAAAAUAUACGCUUCAUCGCUAUUCUCGGCAAUAGAACUUUACGGAAAACCACUCCUCCGGGCCGCAGUGAUUUCAAGAGAAGAGUACCAUAUACUCUUCUAUUAUUUAGAAGCAGUUUCCGAAGCUAGUGACGCUCUCGCUGAACGAAUGCGAAAAUAUAUCGAUUCUGGUCUAAUAACGUCCGAAGCAACAACAGGCAAUAAUGAACCUGUAACAACUUCAAAAAAUACUGUCGUCGAAGAAGAAGAACCCCAGAGCCUUCUUACUGAAUUAAUGCAAGAAGGAGUAAUUUCCCAACAUGAUAUUGACGCUUCGUCUAUUAUAACCGGCUCUGAGGUAAAUGAGAAUGCAGAAAAUCGUAAGUCAGAUGAUUUGUCAAGUUUGUCGUCGAUCAGUACAAGUAUACGAAAAAUUAUAGUUGAUAUACCAUUGGAUUGCAACGAGUCUGUCACUGAUGCUUCCAUUGUGGAGAGUAAUGAUAACGUCACUACAGUAACCAUAAGAAAUAGCGGUCAAUGUUGCAUUGACCACAGGAUAUCGGCUGACGUUACGGACAAUGUGUGGGCUAAUGUCAAAUGGAAUUUUCUUAAUCCACAUGAUUUUGGCUAUGAUCCCGUUCCAAGCGUCAAAAGAAGCCGGUCUGAUUCUGCUAUAACUCCAGUCACACAGCGAAAGAAUGAAGACUUGUAUGAAAGACUACAAGACGCCGAUGGAGAGUCUUGCGGGAGCAUUACUCCCUACGAAUCAAUAGAAGAUCUAUAUGAAUGCAUAAAAAAUGGGCAGUAUUCAAACUCUGCCGUAGAAGAAUCUCCAUCUACAGAAAAUCAAUCUGAGCCACAGUAUCCAGACUAUUACGAAAAGACUAGUGUAAAUCGCCAGAGCUCAGCCAGUAGUGAAAAGAGUGGAUCAUCGUCUGCGUUUCAAUUUUCAAAGUGUGGAUCGAGUGAGUCCACGGACGUGUUUAUAUCAUGCGAGUCAACUAGCGGUAUAAGUUCAUUUCUCUCGAAGGCUAUACCGCAAUCACUGAAGCGUCGAGACUUACCGCCUCCUCCUGCUGAAGGUAACGCUAGUGAAAGUGCCAUCCUGAUGAAGCAACUUUUUAUGGGUGAAUUAAUGGAUGUUUACGGAGAAUAUUUGUCCGCAUACCCCUAUGCUCGUGCUCUGCUCCGUCGGAAAGCGCGUCGAGAUGAACAUUUUGCUGCGCUCGCGGAUAUUCGACGAGGAGCCGCUAAAUACACGAUCGCUGACUACCUCGAAUUACCGAUAGAGCGUCUAGCGCAGUACGAGCGGCUAGUGGGCGGCGGGUGUGCCCGCAGACGUGCGGCGCGUCUCUCCGACCUGGAACGUGUGCAGGACCUGUUCCCUCACGACUACCUUGCAUUGCACGACGCCGACGCACCCGCGGCACUUGCCUCGCACCAUGCACAGAAACAGAAGAGCCUCCGUAAACGUCCAAGCUUGGAUAUCGGUAGUACAAUCAGUGCGAGUAACGGAAAUUUAUCGCCACGCACGUUCAUCAUGGAAGCACCUGUGCAACUGUGCCCACUGGGAACGAGCUCCCCACCGCUAGAUCGCCACUUGUUUCUCUUUAACGACUUGCUUUUAGUCGGCAAGUCGCGGGCCACGAAUUGCUUUAAACUCAAGGAAAGCGUGAGACUUGCCGAAGUUUGGCUCUCGCUUCAGGACGGUGACGAUACGGGAUUCCUCAUCGGAUGGCCAACGUCUAACGGCGUCAUUAACUACCUCGCUACGUACCCGACGCAAGCCGCCCGAGAUACUUGGUUUAGAAAAAUACAAAACGCUCUGAAUGCCCAAUUGGCCACAGAGCCGAAAUCAACAAACAUACAAAUCUUCUACAAGGACUUGAUGUCUUCCAUUGAAUUCUGUAAAACAUUGUCCGUGAAUCCAGAGAUGAGUUCUCGCUGUGUGAUACGACAGGCCCUCCAUGUGAUUCAAAAUGGAGGCGAAGUGGAGGGUGAAGGUGACGCUGACGCUGACGACGGUCGGCUGGGUGCCGUCGACGAGUUCACGUUGUGUGUUCGGACGGGCCGUGAUGCACCGUCCAUGCCCCUAAAGGGUAUCGAGAGACCACAUUCGAUACAGAUGUCACGAAUACGUCAAACUUUAUCCAAUGAAGAAGGGUUCGACAUGGACCAUGUUAAUGCCAAGAACAACCCAUGUGGACUUGUGUUCGAAUUGCGGAAGAAAAAUCAAGGCCUGAAGAACGGGAACAGCACGCCUGGACGCGGUCUUCGUUUACUCCGAAGGGGAGGGCGUCUGUUCGGCGUGGCGCUGACCAGGCUAUGUAACGGCACACCGCCGCCCGCACUCAUACAAGUCAUGCGGCGCCUGAGGGUCCUCGCGCCCUUGACGCACGGCGUCUUCAGACGCAGCGCUAACGCCAAAGCGCUACGACUGCUAAGAGAUAAGUUGGAUACGUUGGGUCCGUGGGCAGAAGGGUGCCCUGAAUUGGACCGUGCUCCAGUAUUGUUGUUGGCUGCGUUAGUCAAAGAAUUCUUUCGAGCUUUACCUCAGCCGCUUCUUGCCUCAGAACUAUAUCCAGCUUGGCUGCAAAUUCUUAAUUUAUCUCAAAAUGAAAAGGUGACUGCAGUUCGCUCAUUACUGCUUAAACUCCCAAAGGCACACUACACGAUGCUAACGUACUUUGUGUGCCUCUUACAAGCUAUUGCCAAGAAAUCCAACAUCAACCUAAUGUGUCCAAUGAACCUGGGCGUUUGCGUCGGACCUAGCCUUCUUUGGCCGAAUACUCCAUGCGACAAAGCUCCUAAAGCGGUGCCGAAAGUCGUUGAACUAUUAAUUGUUAAAGCCGAUAUCUUGUUCGGGCCACAAAUAGCCGGUCUUCUGGGUAACGGCAGUCCAGAAUCGCCGAACGCCUUGCUCGACUCCGGCGCCGAAGAAAGCGACAGCCUCCAUUCCGUUGGAAUCUCUUUAGACUCUAUGGAACUGACGCCGCGUAAAGAGAAAUUGUCCUUAAGCAGGGAUUCCGGAUUAACGCUCUCUGAAGACGACUCGAACAGCAAUGGCGGCAACAGCCCGGCCCCCCGCAAUAUCCUUCACAGCUCAUCGGCGCCUUCUUGCAAUUUACAACAAGAUACGAAAUUGUUAGCCCGAUACAAAACGGAAAACCACAACGUCAACGGUCUUCCACAAAGACAAAACAUUUAUUCUAAUAAAGCCGAAUUAUAUAGUACCGUGAAUGAAGAACUUUACACGGCGCCUUACGUCGGCGAAAGGUACGUACACAACACUAUAAACAUUGGAAUCUCAAACGGUAUCGACGAUAGAAACUAUGUCUCCAAGACGGCUUUGCAACGGUCGACGGCUGAUAUAUACGCGCAGAGCCCAGCCAAAUACAUCACGGGUCUAGAACCUCAGAAGCCGCCGCGAAGCAACGUCUCCAAAGCAGCCCGCACUUCGAAGGUGUACAGCAUGUACACUGAAACUCAGAACGCGGAUUUAAACGCGACAAACAAGAAUUUCAAUAGAGCUAAAAGUUCGGAUAAUCUUUUAGAAACGAAACAAGAAUCUCUCGAUAAUAAACAAAACUUGAUAUCUAGUCAGGAGAACAUACUGUACACCAACAUACACGACCUCGCCAUGUUCACGGAGAACAUUCAACGGCAAACUCAGUAUCAGGCGCAUACUAAUGGUGUUUCAAACGCGACUAAUAAUUACAAACGCGUUUACGCGGGCUGGGACAAAAACAACACAGCAUACGGCGUCAAACAAAACACGGAAAACAUUUACGAGCAAAUGAAAACAAAACACGGAGAAUCCUCGCAGAAUAAUUCGGAUGGGAAACUUACACCGGCAGCCACCAUUUUUACAAGAAAUGACUGGUCUCGUCAGGCAGCGAGGACAAAGAGCCUGGAAGUUAGCGAUGACUCGCACUCGGACAAAACACGCAACGGAAAUUACGAUCCAAAUAUAAGUAACUGCUGCAGGAAAAGGCGGUUCGAUCCGGCGCACAUGUGCACUAAAAGCUGCACUGGCUUACAAGUGGCCAACACUAGGAGAGAGGAACAAAUCAAACACAACAUAAAUCCAUUACAAAACUCUUACUCAUACGUUGAUAAUGUUCAAACGAAUAAUUCGGACGAGAUUAAAAAGUGUCGAGUUCGUAAUUACAAUAAUAAAUUAAAUCAAUCCAAGUCUCUGGCCAAUAUCAUUUUGAAUAGCGAUUCUAGCAGCAGCGACACUUUGUACCAACCACAGAACGCGUUCAACAGUCGAUCGACCGAAUCACCGGCCAGCGAGAACUCCUACGAGAACUGUUACUCCACGCAGUACAUAGAUCCCCUAUACACUUCUGUGUACAAUCGCAGAAGAGACAUAUACCACGAAGCGAAGUCAAACAUCUUUGGAUCUGAUAUCUACAAAGCCACUCCGACCGCCGUCGAGCCCGAGUAUACAGAAAACGAAAAGAACAACAACAAAAAACCUCCUCAAAUACCACCGCCUGUUCCGCCGAGGAAGAUGGUGUACCAGAGAGUCCUGAAAAAAUUCCAGCCUGUGCACGUGAACAAGGACGACAAAACGACGCGAUCCAAGUCCGUGCCGCGUCUGUACCCAUCGAACGGCGCCGACAAAAACAUCCAGAACGUUCUAGAUUUAGACGCCACCGAUUCUGACACGGAAUCAGAAUCGUACGUUUAAGAAUUUCAAAAUGUAUCUUAAGACUUCAUUCGUGUCAUAGACGUUGUAGAACUUAAAAAUGUUUUAUCAACUAAUUUAUCUUAAAAGUAAUCGUGAAUAAAAAAAAUAUAUUUUAUCCCAGUAUAUUAUGAUGAACUACUACUUAUGAAUUUUAAUAACUUGAAAAGAUUUUAAUAGCGUUAAGAGAUAGAUAGAUGCCUUCAUGCAAGAAUCCCGCCUGAAAUUAUAUAAACACGUGACCAUAACUGGAUUUGUUUUGGUGAUGUUAUUCCAAAGACGUAAGAAUAAUUUCAAUUUAAAUGAUUUUUAAUGUAAAUGAAUGAUGUGAAAUUGUAUUGUAUUAUAAAUUUUAUUGAACUCUUGAUAGCUAAAUAUUUCCUUAAAAUAUUAGCAUGUUUAGUUUUUUUUUUUUUCAUAGAUUUAAAAGUAUACCUUAAACCGUUUUUUGUAACGUCUUAUUAAUAAAAAUAUAAGAUUUUAUACAAGUUUUAAAUCUAAACUAAAUCUUUGAUUUAAUUCAUGUGACACUAAUGAUUUACUCAUCAUUUAAGCCAGAUUCGAUGUAGUUGAUUAUUACGUACUGAAAAGUGUAAUGUUGUAAACGUGUAUAUAUAAUUUGUAAUAUAAUGUAAGUAAGUAUCAAGAAAUAAAUAAUAUUAUAUGAAUAUAUAUAAAAUAUAUUAAAUCACAUUUAAUAA